AUGACAUCUGUCUUUAAAAGAUACGCAUUGACCUUCGGUCGCUCUCCCAUCUCCCACUUCAAGAACCUCACCAAGGCUCUUGGAGGUAAUGUGGAGAUCUAUGCAAAGAGAGAAGAUUGUAACUCAGGAUUAGCAUUUGGUGGAAACAAAUUGAGAAAAUUAGAAUACAUCGUUCCAGAAAUCUUGGACGGUGGAUACGACACUUUGGUUUCCAUUGGAGGUAUCCAAUCCAAUCAGACCAGAAUGGUUGCAGCUACUGCUGCUCAUCUUGGGCUCGAUUGUGUUUUGGUCCAGGAAAACUGGGUUCCGAUCCCUGAAAAAGAGGUAGAUAACUACGAUAAGGUUGGAAACAUCGAGUUGUCGCGUAUCAUGGGCGCAGAUGUUAAGUUGGUCCCAGAUGGAUUUGACAUUGGUAUCAGAAAAUCUUACAUUGACACUUUGCAAGAGCUCAAGGACAAAGGAAAGAAGCCAUACGCUAUUCCUGCUGGAUGCUCCGAGCACCCAUACGGAGGGUUAGGAUUUGUUAAUUUUGCCGAUGAGGUUGUUGCACAGGAGAAAGAAUUGGGUAUCACUUUUGACAAGAUCGUGGUGUGCUGUGUGACUGGAUCAUCAUACGCUGGUAUUCUUGUUGGAUUUGCUCAAUACGGAAGAGAGAAAGAUGUUAUUGCCAUUGACGCAUCGUUUACUCCAGAGAAGACCAAGGCUCAAGCAUUGAAGAUUGCUCAGAACACCGCUAAAUUGAUCAAGUUAGACAAGGAAUUGACCGAGGAACACAUCAACUUGGACGAGAGAUUUGCACAUCCAUGCUACGGUAUUCCCAAUGAGGGCACGUUGGAAGCUAUCAAGUUGACGGGCCAGACCGAGGGUGUACUUACUGAUCCAGUGUACGAGGGUAAGUCUAUGCAAGGAUUGAUUCAGUUGGUUAGAGAGGGAGCUUUUGCCGAGGGUUCUAAUGUGUUGUAUGUUCAUUUGGGAGGAGCUCCGGUGUUAUCGGCAUACCUGAGUUACUUCUCGUAG
Messenger RNA from Sungouiella intermedia, 1017 nucleotides. NCBI's taxonomy places the organism in Eukaryota, Fungi, Ascomycota, Pichiomycetes, Serinales, Metschnikowiaceae. The record is from the annotation of a GenBank genome assembly.